Passer domesticus (house sparrow) is the source of this 1320-nucleotide messenger RNA. It is a transcript of the gene SDR16C5, whose product is annotated as short chain dehydrogenase/reductase family 16C member 5. NCBI's taxonomy places the organism in Eukaryota, Metazoa, Chordata, Aves, Passeriformes, Passeridae. Gene Ontology annotation, molecular function: oxidoreductase activity, acting on the CH-OH group of donors, NAD or NADP as acceptor. The record is from RefSeq and is a predicted model, not a curated record. The coding region runs from base 161 to 1078 and encodes 305 amino acids. Gene Ontology annotation, cellular component: lipid droplet. The transcript has 7 exons.
UGCCCGAUAAAGGCAGGGCUGCCUGGCUCCGCCCCGCUGUGCUGCCUGCUCCCUUCGCACCGCUGCCGCCCGUCCGCCCCAGAGCCGCUGCGCUGCGGCGGAAGUGCUCUGGCUGUCCCUCAGGUCGGCAGGCGAAGGUAUCUGAAGAAAUAGCCUGAAGAUGAACUUCUUCCUGGAAACAUUAAAAGUUAUUGUACUUGUUGUUUACUACUUGCUGGAGUCAUUGGUGUUCUUCGUUGUUCCUGGACGGAAGAAGAAUGUUAGUGGUGAAAUCGUAUUAAUAACAGGAGCGGGAAGUGGCAUUGGAAGACUCUUAGCGUUGAAGUUUGCCAGCCUUGGAGCCACGGUGGUCCUCUGGGAUAUUAAUCAAGAGGGGCUCAACUGCACAGUUAGACUGGCCAGAGAAAAAGGAGCAGGAAGAGUACACUCCUAUGUCUGUGACUGUAGCAAAAGACAGGAUGUCUACAGACUAGCUGACCAGGUUAAAAAAGAAGUUGGUGAUGUCAGCAUCUUGAUCAACAAUGCUGGUAUUGUAAUUGGGAAGAGAUUUCUUGAUUCUCCAGAUUCACUCAUAGAAAAAACCAUGGAAGUGAACACAAUGGCACACUUCUGGACUUACAAAGCCUUCCUCCCAGCAAUGAUUGCUGCUAACCAUGGACACUUGGUUAGCAUAGCAAGCGGUGCAGGACUGUGUGGAACCAGUCAGGCUUCAGAUUACUGUGCAAGUAAAUUUGCAGCAAUUGGUUUUGCAGAAUCAAUUGAUAUGGAAAUGAGAGCUCUGAGAAAGACUGGUGUUAAAACAACAAUUGUGUGUCCUUACGUCAUAAACACGGGAAUGUUUGAUGGUGUUAAAUCCAAGUGGCCACGUAUGGUUCCUGUUCUGGAUCCAGAGUAUGUGGCCGAGAGGAUAAUCACUGCUGUUCGGCAGAACCAAGAAGUCUUGCUUAUACCACGCCUUGCUCAUCUUUUAUGUUUUUUGAAAAGCUUCCUACCAGUGAAAGUACUGGUUCUUCUUUUAGACUACUUUGGACUCAUUGAGAUCAUGAAUACCUUCAAAGGUCGACCAAAGAAGGAGUGAAAAAGCACAAAAUUCAAGAGACCAUCAGCUCUAAAGUGGGUGUUGAAGUUAGUUAAAGGUGGUGGUGGGAAAAGUUCACUUCACUGGCAGGUUUGGGUUGCCUCAUUUCUCAAUAGUAACAAGACUUUUAAGAGUUGCUUUUUAACUGGCUCUUAAUCAACAGCUUUCAUCUGAACUAUUGUUUUUGGUCCAGCAAGUUGUCUUCUUUUCCCCUCAUUAUAAAAAUACAUUAAUUGAAUUUA